Cuscuta campestris is the source of this 819-nucleotide messenger RNA. NCBI's taxonomy places the organism in Eukaryota, Viridiplantae, Streptophyta, Magnoliopsida, Solanales, Convolvulaceae. The record is from the annotation of a GenBank genome assembly.
ACUCGCGCGAUCAAGGAUAUGUACGAUGGGGCUAUGACUAGGGUAAGGACCUUCGGGGGCGACUCUGAGUCAUUCUCGGUAGGGAUGGGGUUGCACCAGGGGUCUGCCCUUAGCCCUUUUUUGUUCGCCUUGGUGAUGGACGUCCUAACUCAAGGUGUGCAAGAAGGGGUCCCAUGGUGCAUGCUUUUCGCGGAUGAUAUUGUGCUUAUCGACGAUACACGUGAGGGACUAAACGAUAAGUUGGAACAAUGGCGCCUUGCCCUUGAGACUAAAGGGUUCAGAAUAAGUAGGAACAAGACUGAAUACAUGGAGUGUCGUUUCAGCGGCAGAGAAACAGAAUCAGAGGUGGAAGUUAGGAUUGACUCUCACCUAGUACCUAAGGUAGACAGGUUUCGAUAUCUUGGCUCGGUAAUCCAGGCUGAUGGGGAGUUAGACGGGGAUGUUGGACAUCGUGUUGGAGUGGCUUGGGCCAAAUGGCGGUUGGCUUCAGGGGUAGGCAUGGCGCCGGUGGAAGAUAAAUUGCGGGAAGCGAGGUUGAGAUGGUUUGGUCAUGUGAGACGGCGGGAUGCUGACGCCCCUGAACGGAGAUGCGAGCGGAUUACGGUUUUUGGGGGAAGUAGGGGAAGGGGUAGACCUAAGAAGAAUUGGAAGGAAGUGAUUAGACAGGAUUUAGGACUUCUCACCCUGACUGAGGAUAUGGCUUUAGAUAGGAACCUUUGGAGAACUAGGAUUAGAGUAGCUGGUUAGGAACUCGGUGCUAUAGAGGUUGAGCCAGGGGUCUCAUGGAAACAGCCUCCCUGCUUCCAAGUAGGGGCAAGG